AUGUCCUUCCUUUUCAAGUAUCCAUACUUUGAGUAUACUUUUGCUCUGUCCUGCAGCUUCAAAAGCGCAUCGUUGCGAGCUCAUUAUGCAUCCCCAAGUCCAACUCGAUUAUUCGAACUUGAACACUCUGCACUAUGCCUCCGAUCCGUGAGCCUGCUUAUGGAGAAAUGGCCUUUGUACAUCACGUUGGUAGGUGUUCUUCGCUGUGUCUUUGCCUUUGCGAGAGUGCUGAAGUACCGUAUAGGUGCAAUGGUUCCUCGUAGCUAUGGAGACCAUUCAAGCUCUUUGAAACAUCCGCAUCGGCCUAUGACCAUUGCUCCUAAGCCGUCCACGAUCCCACCGAUAUCAAAGAAACGCCGGGCGCCUAACGCAUUCAUCCUAUUCCGGUCGCAUUUCAUUGCGACUGGGCAGGUUCCUUCAGGAAUGGUUCACCAGAAUGAUGUUUCACGCUAUGUUGCAGAAGUAUGGAAAUCGAAGUUAACCCCAUCGGAUCGUGCCAUAUUCUUCAAAAAAGCACAAGAGGAGAAGGCUCGGUUCGACAUUGAGGGACCUAGAGAACCUGCGAAGAAGAGGAGGAGGUCAAAGAAGGCGCACCAUUCGAGCUCACCAAAUUCAACCGCCCACCCUGACCUUCUACCAAGUCCUACCUCCUCAUCUGACGAUACGUUCGAAGCACCCAGCACGUCUUCCUCAAUCCCGAGUGCUAUGCAGCUCUCACCACAGAACUAUUCUUCGCCUAAUGUUCAUCCUUCUCCAACAGUCGGUGAUGCGCCACUCGCGUUCUCUGCACCACAGCCAAUGCAUACCAUCCCUCCUAUCCUGUUCGACUGGUAUUCCCUGGUGGACAAUCAUACUCCAAGCAUGGAGAACCAAGAUUCGCCUACCAACUCUAACAUGAUGCCGUUACCCGAAUCUUCCGCCUCUAGCUAUAUAAUCGACUGCAGUAUGCCUCUGAUGGACCCGGGUUUCAAUGCACUGCAGCUCGACUUUAAUUUUCAGCCAGCAGAUCUAGAUAUGUCAUUUUUCGAGCCUGUGGCUCCUGAGUUUCUUCUUCCUUUGCCGUUUGCAACCCCUUUUUAA
This is a messenger RNA of Fomitiporia mediterranea MF3/22, 1080 nucleotides long. RefSeq lists its product as uncharacterized. NCBI's taxonomy places the organism in Eukaryota, Fungi, Basidiomycota, Agaricomycetes, Hymenochaetales, Hymenochaetaceae. The coding region runs from base 1 to 1080 and encodes 359 amino acids. The record is from RefSeq and is a predicted model, not a curated record. The transcript has 2 exons.